UGAGAGGCAUGGUAUAAUUAUAUCACAGCGCAUCUUGUUUGAAAUUCCUAAAAGAUUUGGAUUGAGUUGAUUCAUUGAUUGAUUCAUGUUCUUUACCAUUCUUGGAUUAAUAUUAGCUCCACUACCAAACCAAACCCCUGCCUGAUCCGUUAAAAAGGGGGGAAACUUCUUCUUCUUCUAGGGUUUUCUAUCAUCAUCAUCAUAUAUGGCGCAGAAUCAAGGUGGCUUCUUUUCGUCGAUCGCUUCUAGUUUCUCCAGUUUCAAGAAUCAAGUUAACGGCUUGCUUGGCUAUGAGGGGCUUGAAGUUAUCAAUCCCGAGGGAGGCACGGAAGAUGCUGAGGUGGAAGCACAAAGAGGCAGAUGGAAGCAAGAGGAGCGUGACAGUUACUGGAGGUCUAUGCAGAAGUAUGUGGGAGCCGAUAUUACAUCAAUGGUGACACUACCAGUACUCAUUUUCGAGCCCAUGACAAUGCUGCAGAAAAUGGCGGAGUUGAUGGAAUAUUCCCAUCUUCUAGAGCUAGCAGAUGAAUGCGAGGAUCCAUACAUGCGAUUAGUAUAUACAGCGUCCUGGUUUAUAUCGGUCUAUUAUGCUUUGCAACGAACCUGGAAGCCAUUUAAUCCAAUUCUCGGUGAAACCUAUGAGAUGGUCAAUCAUUGUGGCAUCACAUUUAUCGCAGAACAGGUUAGUCAUCACCCUCCCAUAAGUGCUGCACAUGCGGAAAACGAGCAUUUUGUGUAUGAUAUUACUUCAAAGGUGAAGACCAAGUUUCUUGGUAACUCUCUUGAUGUGUAUCCUCUCGGAAGAACUCGUUUGAAGCUAAAGAAAAGUGGAGUGAUCCUAGAUUUAGUUCCCCCACCCACAAAAGUUAACAACUUAAUAUUCGGAAGAACGUGGAUCGAUUCCCCGGGGGAGAUGAUUUUGACCAAUUUGACCACAGGAGAUAAAGCUGUCCUGUAUUUUCAACCCUGUGGUUGGUUUGGUGCUGGUCGUUAUGAAGUGGAUGGAUAUGUAUAUAACUCAGAUGAAGAACCUAAGAUAUUAAUAACGGGAAAAUGGAAUGAAGCUAUGAGCUAUCAACCUUGUGAUUUGGAAGGAGAACCCCUUCCUAACACCGAACUUAAAGAAGUUUGGAGAGUUGCCGAGUCCCCUGCAGAUGACAAAUUUCAGUACACGCAUUUCGCACAUAAAGUAAACAGCUUUACAACAGCACCAAAGAAGUUACUUCCGUCAGACUCUCGCUUACGAACCGACAGAUACGCACUUGAGAUGGGUGACUUGUCGAAAGCUGGUUCAGAAAAGAGCGUUUUGGAAGAGAAACAAAGGGCUGAGAAACGGAUUCGAGAGUCAAAGGGUCAAGAAUUCGUCCCGAAGUGGUUUGACCAGACUGACCAAAUCACUACCACACCAUGGGGUGAGUUGGAGAUUUACGAGUACAACGGGAAGUAUGCUGAACACCGAGCGGCUGCUGAUAGUUCUGCUAGUGUCGAAGAGGUUAACGUCGGUACAACAGAAUUCAACCCCUGGCAAUUCGGAAAUGUCGCGGAAACCAGUUGAAGAAAAAGUUUGAUUAAUUUGUCACUUGUGUUUGUUUAUCACAUGCUACUAGUUUGACUUUCACAUAAAAGUCUUCAUAAGUAGAUUUAUUUUUCUUGGUUUUUAUUUGAAUCAUACUCUGUUUAAACUGUUGAAAAUUUUGAUCUUGAUUCUUAACUUUAGUUUGCUAGAUUUUAAUCCAAUGUGUUAUUAAAUGUGUC
Helianthus annuus (common sunflower) is the source of this 1755-nucleotide messenger RNA. Its product is annotated as oxysterol-binding protein-related protein 3A. The record is from RefSeq and is a predicted model, not a curated record. The coding region runs from base 206 to 1555 and encodes 449 amino acids. Gene Ontology annotation, molecular function: sterol binding. Lineage: Eukaryota; Viridiplantae; Streptophyta; Magnoliopsida; Asterales; Asteraceae. The transcript is spliced from 10 exons. Gene Ontology annotation, cellular component: membrane; cytosol; intracellular membrane-bounded organelle.